Apis florea (little honeybee) is the source of this 3928-nucleotide messenger RNA. It is a transcript of the gene Atet, whose product is annotated as ABC transporter expressed in trachea. NCBI's taxonomy places the organism in Eukaryota, Metazoa, Arthropoda, Insecta, Hymenoptera, Apidae. Gene Ontology annotation, biological process: transmembrane transport. The record is from RefSeq and is a predicted model, not a curated record. Gene Ontology annotation, molecular function: ATP hydrolysis activity; ABC-type transporter activity; ATP binding. Gene Ontology annotation, cellular component: plasma membrane.
AUGGACAUUGACCCUGGUACGAUCAUGACCGAUUUAUGCCAUCAGGAGAUGAUGGCAGAUUUAAAAAAUCUUGCUUUGACCGGUGGAGGAGGAUCUAGAUACAGUGGCGAUGAACAAGUACAGUUCAUUCCAGGUGGAAGUCAUCAGGUGACAAUUAAAUCUCCUCCACCUUCUCUGCAUUUGGAAAAUCUCAAUAAUGCUGUUCUCAGUAACUCGCAAAAUAAUCUUCACUGCAAUUGCAAUGGCAGCGCAUCCAAUGGUACCGCGGCUUCGAUGUGUAGCAAUAGCAUGUUCGCAAGGAAAGUACCAAACCAUAGCCCAGGACAGGAUGGCAAAAGGCCGGCUGUAACACUGACGCAUUUACCGAAGAGGCCACCGGUCGACAUUGAGUUCAAGAAUCUAGCGUACAGCGUGUCAGAAGGCAGAAAGAGAGGAUAUAAAACAAUUCUGAAAUGUGUGAAUGGAAAAUUUCGAUCCGGAGAAUUGACCGCCAUUAUGGGCCCUUCGGGUGCUGGAAAGAGUACACUUAUGAACGUUUUGGCAGGGUACAAGACAUCUCAUCUGAGCGGUUCUGUUCUGAUAAACGGGAAAGACAGGAAUCUUAGGAGAUUUCGAAAGAUGUCUUGUUACAUAAUGCAAGAUGACCGUCUGUUACCUCAUCUAACGGUUUAUGAGACGAUGACGGUCUCUGCUAAUUUGAAAUUAGGGAAAGAUAUCAGCGCAACAGCAAAAAAAAUUGUGAUCGAGGAAAUAAUCGAAACGCUUGGCCUAAGCGAUGCGAGCAAUACACAGACUCAUUGUCUUAGCGGAGGGCAGAGAAAAAGAUUAUCGAUCGGGUUGGAACUUGUUAACAAUCCUCCGGUGAUGUUUUUUGAUGAACCAACUUCUGGCUUGGAUAGUUCAACUUGUUAUCAAUGUUUAAGUUUGCUCAAAUCAUUAAGUAGAGGAGGAAGGACUAUCAUAUGUACGAUACAUCAACCAAGCGCACGAUUAUUUGAAAUGUUCGAUCAUUUGUACCUUUUGGCCGAGGGCCAGUGUAUAUAUCAAGGAAAUGUUGGCGGCCUGGUGCCCUUUCUAUCAUCAGUGGGCUUGGAAUGUCCCAGUUAUCAUAACCCAGCGGAUUAUGUUAUGGAAGUGGCGUGUGGAGAACAUGGAGAAUGUGUGCAUAAAUUAGUUAUGGCUGUAAAUAAUGGUAAAUGUGCUAAUUAUCAACAUUAUCAAAGUACCAUGAAUGCGGUGCAAACUGUAUCGAAUGAUAUCGCGAAGGAGUCCCCGCAGCAAGAAACAAAAUCUGAAACUGCUUUAAUACCGAACGGUGUAGCAAAAAAACCAAAUAGCGGAACAGUAAUUAACAUACCAAUUUCUUGCACAACUUCUUUAUUGGAUAGUGCAGAAAGUAUUGAGCAAAAAGUUGGCUUUCCAACGAAUAGUUGGACCCAAUUUUGGAUCCUUCUUAAAAGGAUAUUCUUGUCACAAAUAAGAGACAUGACAUUAACGAGAGUAAGGCUGAUUUCCCAUAUAAUCGUUGGGUUUCUCAUUGGUGCAAUUUAUUAUGAUAUCGGCAAUGAUGCUUCACGAGUAAUGAGCAAUGCCGGCUGCGUUUUCUUUACGGUAAUGUUUCUCAUGUUCACCGCAAUGAUGCCUACCAUUCUUACAUUUCCAAUAGAAAUGGCAGUAUUUGUAAGAGAACAUUUAAAUUACUGGUAUUCCGUAAAAGCUUAUUAUCUUGCGAGAACUUUAGCCGAUGUACCAUUUCAAAUAGUAUAUUCUAUAGCAUACGUCAUAAUUGUAUAUUUCAUGACGUCGCAACCAUUGGAAACAAAUAGAUUCAUGAUGUAUUUAACAAUAUGUAUAUUAACAGCGUUAGUUUCUCAAUCUAUCGGUUUAGUGAUAGGAUCAGCGAUGAGUGUGGAGACUGGAGUAUUCAUUGGGCCUGUAUCAUCAGUGCCAAUUGUUUUAUUCUCCGGUUUCUUCGUCAAUUUUGACGCCAUUCCAAAAUAUCUAAAAUUUCUUUCAUACGUAAGUUAUGUCAGAUAUAGUUUUGAAGGCACCAUGAUUUCUGUGUAUGGUUAUAAUCGUGCUAAGCUCAAGUGUUCCGACGCGUACUGCCAUUUCAAGAGCCCGACGAAGUUCCUCGAAGAAAUGUCGAUGCAAAACGCCGUCUUUUGGCAGGACGCGGUUGCGUUGACAGGUUUUUUGCUUACCUUGAGAGUGAUCGCCUACUUUGUACUGAGACUGAAGUUACGAUCUCUUCGUUAAAACGUGGCGAUAAUAUAAUCGAUAAUCAAUAGAUCAUCGUAUUACGAAUAUUCGUUUCAUCUUAAUCCACCAUUAAAAAAUUUAAUCUUUGGAAAUUGCUGGUUCUAUGAUUCUGAAUUUUUAUUUUUUCUUUUUUUUUUUUUUUUAUUGAAAAUGAAAAAAAUUCAGACAUUUCAGCAAAAUUGCAGAACAUAUAUGCAUGUGAAAUGACGCAAUAUUUUAAUUUUUAUUUGUUUCUCAAGUAUCAAGACUUUAUAUACUUAUUUGAGCUCAUCUCAUAUAUGCGUUUAUGUUACGAUUAUGCAAUGACAAAAACUAUAAAAUCAUCUUUAGAAAUCCUAUUAUAAUUAUUAGAGUCGUUCGUUACUUUGAAUUUUGUUAAAAGUAUCGAAGUUUGAGAAAUCUGCACUCUUAAUUAUAUGUGCUUUAAUAUAAUGCUUUAAUAUAAAUAUAAUAAUAAAUUGCAAUUAAUAUUAUUCAAAUACAAGGAAAGUUAAGCAAAUAUUUAUAUUUUUAUGAAGAUUUCGUUUUUUGUUGUACCCUCAAGUUCAGUUUAUAUGAUUUAUAUAUUGAUGCAAAAUUUGUUGAAUUUGGAGAAAACAUGUUAAAGCGACUAAAAUCAAUUGAGUUCGAAUAAGAUAUUGAGAAUAUGUGAUUUAUUGAUUAUUUUAUGUUACACAGAUAUGAUAUCUCUCAAUAAGUCCCUCGGCAUUAAGCCGGUUGUUUUUCAAUUCUUCUGAAGAUAAUUCACUUGUACGAUUUCAUUAUUUUCUUAUUAUUUUCGAUUCUCUCAUUCUUGCAUAUAAAUAAUAGACAUAACAUCCAAGUGCAUCAUAUGACAUUGAACGAGACUAAUGAUAAAAAAAACACAGAUAAAUGGUACGCGUAGACGGUUUAGGACAUUUUUUAAUAAAUUAGAGUACGCAAAAAUAGCGUGAAAUUGUAAAUCGUUGAUAAUAAAUCAGAAAAGAGACCACCGUUGGUAAUUACGUAUUCUAUCGAAAUGCAAACAUUGAUAGCCAAUUAUUACAAACUCGCCAGGAGCCUUAGGCCCAUUCAAGACUCAUGGUCCCUCCAACGAGCGCGUGUGUACAUCACGCGAAUAACAUAGACUUUUUUUUUUUUUUAUAUAUAUAUAGAUAAGCAAUAGAAAAUUUACAAAUCAAAGAUUAGAAUAGAUCCUCUAUUGUUCUCACAUUUACAUCGAUAGUUAUAUUCACUUAAUCAUUAUCUAUAAAAGAUAUCUCGAAGAUAUAUCAAACGACCAAUAAUAAUCGUUUAACAUAUCGGACAAAAAUAAGUUUUAGCCAACAUGUUGAAGCACCAAAAAUGAAUUUAUCUUGCCCGAUAUUUAUGUACGUAUAUCAACGAGAUAUCUGAAUAUUUGUACUAAAUCAAGGUCGCGAACAAUCCUUACUAUAUCGUCAUUCCAUUUAUAGAUAAUUCAAUAACUAUAUAAUAUUUAAGAGGCGAACAAAAAUUAUAAAACAUAAUAUUGUAAAAAGCUCACACCUGACCAAUCACUAGCUGCCUGUGCGUUUGCUUCUAAGUCUGGAGUGCUGAACAUUGUUACAUUUAUUAUAAUAUAGUCAUUUAAUUAAAGAGGUGAGGGGAGUAUAUUAUUAAAAAAAGAAAAAAAUUAGGACUAAAAAAAAAAAAAAAAAAAGAA